GUUUGUGUGGCGGGGGGGGGGGGGCGAGGGGAGCGUCUCCCGUGACGCGGCUGGGGAGCAGCGCGAGGGUGGCGUGACGUGCUUGGCGUCGAGGCGGUUGGGUUUGAAUUUGUUCGGUUGAAAGUCGCCUCGCGGCGGCCGGCGAGCGCAGGUUUUGAACGUUCAAGCCCCACCGGCGGAGAGCGCGGGUGACACGAUGGCUGGAUUGGUGCAGAAACCUAUAAUACAAUUAACAGGAUUCAAGCAUCCUGAAAAGGGGAUCAUUGUCAAGAUACUUUCUCAGAUGGACUGUGUUUAUCUUCAUGAACAAGAAUAUAGGGAACAAUGCACUCAUGUUGUAGCAAGUCAACCAAGUCGAAGUGAAAAAUAUUUAGCAGCUUGUGCUGCAGGAAAAUGGAUUUUAACUAAAGACUAUAUCAUUGAUAGUGCCACAAGUUCAAGGUGGCUCAAUGAAACUCAGUAUGAAUGGGGAUAUAAAAUCCAGGAUAAUUCACAACAAUAUCCUAUUAAAAUGGGAUCUGUACCAAAGAUAUGGCGAGAAGAACUGUCCAAGUCUGGUAUUCCAGGAGCAUUUCACAACUGGAGAGUAGUGCUUCUGAUUCAUGAUGAUGCAAGAAGAGCUAUCUUUAGAAGGGUCCUACUUGCUGGAAAAGCAAUUGUGUAUCAGCGACCAAGAAAAAGUUAUGAAAUUACACAUGUCUUAACAGAACACAAGAAUUAUUUUGUGGAGAAACAACAAAAUUCAUACAAGGCACCUUACUUUCCAGUCGAGUACAUUGGACAGUUUAUUAUGCGGGCUUCUGUUGGUUCUCAAUUAUCUAAUGAGGGUAUUAAGGCAUCGUAUCUGAAUAAGCAGGACUUUGAUCUCAUGUCAACCUCGUUUAAAGACUCCAUACUAGAUGCUACAGGAGGGCUGCAAUCAACCUCAUUUUCCUUCCAGGAAACUAAUCAAAAGGAAUCACCUGACUGCAAUGAGUCAAAAACCCAGAAUGCCGCCUUAAAGCAAAGACUGCAGGUGUUCCUUACUUCACCAGAGGCAAUACGAAGCAAAUAUAUACCGUCAGGUAUCGGAUGCUGUUUGCGUACCUCAACUCCCAGCAACCAUCAGAUUCAAUCUUUGAAGUUCUCUGGAGUUACAAUUGAUAGAAUAGAAGGUAUUUUGGAGGGACAUUUCUAUAUGGAAGCAUUGAAAGAGAUCCGCUUCCAUUUGUCGUCCAAGUUCUUUCCACCUUCAUAUCUUCUGCAAUCUCUUCUACAGCAGGUUCUGGAGGGUAAUGCAGAUUUACAUUUUUUGCAUGAGUUUAUCAGCAUUCUGCAAGAUCUUGUUCUUAAUCACCCUCCCUGGAAACAGUCAUCAAUGGUUAGUUACUACAUGGAUAUUCUUCAGUGUUCAAGCUGUAAAAAAGGAAGCUCAUUUCUAUUGGAAUCAAUUGUAAGGUCCUGUGUUUAUGAUGAAGGACCUUGUCAUUGUCUCUCCAAUCAAGACCUCAGCCUUUCAGAACUGAAACCGUUUUAUAGGCUGCUAUUGAAGUACUACUUUGACUUGUUUGAAGCUGAAUUCGAAACAUUAAAUAAGAGCUGUUUUGAAAACCUAAUUCCUGGGUGUUCUGAUUUUAUACCUCAUUCUGUUCUCGGACAACUGUUGUUGGAAUACAUGGAUGUGAUGACCAAAUCUUUAGCUGUUUUAUUGGAGUGUGUUCUUCAAGCAACAAGAGCAGUAGUUAGGAAACCAAAUGACAAAACUACAUACGAAACUGCCUAUGUGUUACAUGGUAUAUUGGGAGUUGUUGUGGAAUAUCGACUUUUGGUAAACAGGUUACGUGGGAAAUAUUUUCCUGGCCAAACUUGGGACGAUUUAAUGUUCUACAUUCAUGUAUGUUGUCAAGAUUUGAGUCAAAAGGAGAUCGAGAUGUUGAUUAAACUAACUCCAUCGCCCUGGCUUCAACUGUUUGUCACACAAGCCAUUUAUAGGCAGCUGUGUUGCCACAAUGGAAUUGAAUUCUCUGAGAAAUCCUUCUCACUUAAACAAAUUAUCUCUUCAUAUUUAAUGGCCCUGGGGAGGCUGGGCGGUUGUAGGCAAGUGGUGGUGAAGGACCCCAAGGGAAAGAAGAUGGGGCACUGGCCUUGGCCUGAACCUUUGAGGCCGUCACUUACUCUAACUGGUGACAGGCAGAAGCAAGUGGAAAUGCUGGGCAUUCUAGCGAAACAGAAUUGCCCAUUAGUAACCAAGAAGUAUUCUUUUCUGGAAUCCGACAGCACAAAUGAUAUUCAAUAUAGCCAAACAGAUGUGUGUAAAGUAAAUUUGAAAGGAGAAAUACACCUGCACAAUGACUGUGUACAGCAUAAAAUGGAAAAGGUCAGCAAACUUCAAUCAGUGACUGAUACUGACAUCAAUCUCAAAGGAUCUGUUUUGCCACAGCAACAAGACCGCCUAGGAAAAACACCCCGAGAACAUAUUGAUUGUCCACAGCUAAAGAACAAUCACUCUGCUAUUAGUGAAGUUGGAAUAGUGGAAGCUGCUGAAAGCAAAUUUGGAAAUGUGAAUACAGACAUUAAUCCUCCUCAAACUGAGCCUAGUACUUAUCUGUGGUCGAUACUUCUGAAGAACUACAUUGAUAAUCAUAACUUAUCUUUAAUUUGGCACGAGUUGAAUGAUGAAAAUUCAACUUUGAAUCGAGUUUCAUUUGCAGGGAAGGAUGGGUUUGAGAAUCUCUCCAAAUGCUUUCCCGGCAAGCUGAUGGUGCAGUAUAUUGAAGAUAUUAAAGUCUACGAGGAACUUCCAAAGUAUAUCCAGCAGGUGCUAGAUAAUCUGAGGAACACUUCUGUGGUACUUGGAACACAGACAGAGUUCCUGUUAUUGCAUAUGGAGUCCAUGGUCGUUAAAUUUUAAUUCUGAAACAAGAAGACUAUUUUGAGCUACUGUAAAACUACCGAUAAAGAAUAUUUGAUCUACGGUGGAAAUAUUCUCUGAAUAAGGACUAACAUGAAUAGAAUUGGAAGGUGAACAUGGCAGCAACUUUUGGAAUGUUCCACAAUUAACCAUUUAGUGUAGGACCAAUUUUACCUGGGGGAAUGUUCACCAGUUUCACUGGGUAGAAACUCCUUUCUCUCUUCAAAUAAAACCAUGGGAUCUUUAACAUCAACCUGAAGAAACGGAUGGGACCUCAGACAAUGCAGCAAUCUUUCAGAACUACACUGGACUGAAUUCAGUGUCCCGAAAUGGAGUUUGAACCCAGAACCUUCUGA
Molecule: messenger RNA, 3246 nt
Organism: Callorhinchus milii (elephant shark)
Lineage: Eukaryota; Metazoa; Chordata; Chondrichthyes; Chimaeriformes; Callorhinchidae
Gene: slf1
Product: SMC5-SMC6 complex localization factor 1
Exons: 18
Coding region: 197-2890 (897 amino acids)
Biological process (GO): positive regulation of double-strand break repair
Source: RefSeq, a predicted model, not a curated record